AUACAUUCUGGCGCGCUCGUACUUGUUGGUCGUCUUGUCGUCUUGUGCAGAUUGGUGUGGCGGGCGUCUUUAGAAUAAAAGCGCGCUAACUCAACUUGUUAAAACACCUUUGCUCACCUGCCUUUUCUUAAGUUGCGACUGGAGGUUUUUGUUAGUUUUGUAGUAAGCACUGUGUUGUGAUCUUGUCAUUCGCGCUACCUCACAACAAUGGCAGCGUGGGGCGAUGGUGGAGGCUUUAUGCCACCGGACUCCCAGGACACACCACAGCGCAAGCUUACAAGUCGCCAUGACAAUGUGGUUCCAUGCACCAUAGCUCAGAUCCAUAUGAUGGGCCAGGACGCACUGACCAUAGGAUCACUUGAGGUGCAAUAUGUGUCAUUGGUGGGACUAGUGACAGGUGUCGACCAGCAGAGCACUCGUGUCAAUUUCACUCUGGAUGACCGGACAGGGCCACCAAUCGAAGGACUGAUUUUUGCCCAAGAAGAGGAGCAGAUGCGUGUCAUGAGCCACCUGGUGGAGGGCAGCUACGUUCGUGUGGUGGGCCCUGUGCGCUCCAUUGAGGGCAAGCGCCAGCUCAAGGCUUUCAAAGUUUUCCCAGUGACUAACCUGAAUGAGCUGAGUCUCCACCUUGCCGAAGUGGUGCAUGCCAACAUGGCUCUGCGUGUGGGCUUUACUCCCAGUUCAUCGAAAUUUGAGCCAAUGGAUACCAGCAACAAUUCAUUUCUUGGGGCUGGCGCUAGCAAUCUUGGUUUGAACCCGCAGCAAAAAUUGGUGUACGAAGCGAUCCGGGAGUGCACCACAAGCAUUGGGAUCGGCCUCGAUGAAAUUUGCUCCAAACUGAAGUCGAUGAACAAGAAUUCAAUACGUGACGUGGUCGACUUCCUUGCUAACGAGGGACACAUUUUCACUACCAUGGAUGACGAACACUACAAGGCCACUGACUCAGCAUAGCAGCAACUGCUCCCUCCUACCACUUUUUUAAUUUUAUUUUAUGAAUGUUACAUUAUCCAGAUUUAUUGUUUGUUUAAUGGAAAUAGAUGAGCUGUGUCUUGCCUUGAGCUCUUGGCCCCACAUUUGCAUUAUGUUGGCAGUCAGACUGGGUUGUUUGCCUUUUCCUUGCUUGCAGUUUGGGCAGAACCAUUAAUGGCAGGCUGCAAACUGGCACCUUAUUUCGUUCCCGUGCGACUUGCCAUAUGCUGAAUGGAAGCUCCCUUUUUAAGAAACAUUGUGGAAAAAAGACAGAAAAUUUUGCUUUGAAUUGUGAAGAAAACUGAGUUGUGCUGAAGAUUGGAGCUUUAAUACACUGCACCCUUACAUGCCUUGGUCAUGAGUUGCCUUCCAAGCAAUUGCUGCUAGACAAGCCCAAUCAUGUGUGUUGUUAUAUAAAAGAAAUUUCAGAGGGCCCAGCGCUUGUCUGCUGUCUACCCUUUUCUUUCGUGUAGUGUUUUUUUUUUUUUUU
Molecule: messenger RNA, 1459 nt
Organism: Dermacentor silvarum
Lineage: Eukaryota; Metazoa; Arthropoda; Arachnida; Ixodida; Ixodidae
Gene: RPA2
Product: replication protein A 32 kDa subunit-A-like
Exons: 8
Coding region: 208-951 (247 amino acids)
Biological process (GO): DNA replication; nucleotide-excision repair; double-strand break repair via homologous recombination
Cellular component (GO): chromosome, telomeric region; DNA replication factor A complex; site of double-strand break
Molecular function (GO): DNA binding
Source: RefSeq, a predicted model, not a curated record